GAUAAAAGUUAAAAAGAUUCCGAGUCUCUAGUGUGAGCCCCACAUAACAUCUCCCCAUCACCAUUCUCCCCCCUCUUCUCUCGCUCCUCUAUCUUCCCCUCCUCUAUUUUCUCUCUCCCCCUUCCAUUGUCGCCUAGCUUUUCCAUAGAGAGAGAAAGCUUUAUCUCUCAACUUUUUGCAGAAAAACAGUGUGAAAGGAGAUAGUUAAAGGAAGAAGAAGCUCGUCGAUUUCUCAGAUCUGCAGUUUCAAUGGCUUCCACUAAAGAACGUGAAAGUUUCGUGUACAUCGCCAAACUCGCCGAGCAAGCUGAGCGCUACGAUGAAAUGGUGGAAGCGAUGAAGAACCUUGCGAAGCUUGAUGUGGAGUUGACUGUAGAAGAAAGGAAUUUGCUUUCGGUUGGAUAUAAGAAUGUUGUUGGAGCAAGGAGAGCGUCUUGGAGGAUACUGUCCUCGAUUGAGCAAAAGGAGGAGGGAAAAGGUAACGAGCAAAAUGUGAAGAGAAUCAAGGAGUACAGGCAGAAGGUGGAAUUGGAGCUGACUAACAUUUGUAGUGACAUCAUGACUGUUAUCAAUGAGCACCUCAUUCCUUCGGCAACCGCUGGGGAAUCGACCGUGUUUUACUAUAAGAUGAAAGGAGAUUACUAUAGGUACCUUGCCGAGUUUAAGUUCGGUAAUGAGAGGAAAGAAGCUGCUGAUCAGUCCAUGAAAGCGUAUGAGAGUGCCACCACAACAGCUGAGGCUGAGUUACCUCCUACACACCCCAUACGCUUGGGUUUGGCUCUCAAUUUCUCAGUAUUUUAUUAUGAGAUUUUGAAUUCUCCUGAAAGGGCUUGCCACCUUGCCAAGCAAGCUUUUGAUGAAGCUAUCUCAGAACUUGACUCUCUGAAUGAGGAUUCAUACAAGGAUAGCACCCUAAUCAUGCAGCUCCUUAGAGAUAAUCUCACCUUGUGGACUUCUGACAUUCCCGAAGAAGGAGAAGACUUCCAGAAGGCAGAUGGUGCUGCAAAAGCACUUGCUGGCGAUGAUGCAGAGUGAAGAGCCUGGGUACUUGAUCAUGAAUCUUAACUUUUGGGGUCGUGGUGUUUUUAGAUAAGAAGUAGAGAAGACGAAUUGGUUCUUUCUUUUCUUUUACUUUUCGUAACAUGGCGCUGUGCCUUGUGGGUUAUUAGAAGCAUUAAUGCGCACAUAAAUGUGAUACUCCUCCUAUUUGUGCCCCCAUGUUUCUCUUGGCUUACCCUGGAAGAUAAGGUUUGAGGAGUGGCUGAUGAUGCUAUGAAUCAGUUUCGACUUUCGACCAUUUGUUGUAUUUUCUUAAGAUUGAUAGUAGUUCUUUUUCUUCUCCCCUCCCCACAAACAAUAUUCUCUAUUCCCAUACUUGUUGGUAUGUGUAUCAGAUCUCUUAACUUCAUUAUGGCUGCUGUUAAGGUGAUCGAGUCUGAAUUUUUGAGGCCUUUCUGAUUUGCGUUUCAAGUAUUGUGUAUUGUUCGCAAAGUGAAUUAUUCUUUGAAAUCCAAUAGUCCUUUAUGGA
Messenger RNA from Spinacia oleracea (spinach), 1528 nucleotides. RefSeq names its product 14-3-3-like protein B. The transcript is spliced from 7 exons. NCBI's taxonomy places the organism in Eukaryota, Viridiplantae, Streptophyta, Magnoliopsida, Caryophyllales, Amaranthaceae. Bases 250 to 1035 code for a protein of 261 amino acids. The record is from RefSeq and is a predicted model, not a curated record.